AUGUCCUCGACGGCGGUGCGCUCGAUGCACUCUUCACAGCAAACUGUGUCCGCUGCACACAGACUCCCUGACCCUGUUCAUGUGGCUCCGUAUCUCACCCACCUCGUUACCCACCACGGGCAGCUCACUCUAACCCCGCCUCAAAAUGCCGGGCGCAUUCGCAAGGCCAAGACAAAACGGCAGGAUCGAGACAGGAGUGAGAGAGCUCAACACAGUGAGGAACCUCGCUUCACCACGGCCGUACCGCCUACUCCGUCGAGGAGGCUGCAGUCUGCACCCUCCCCUGCCAGAGCUCGUAAACAGGCCACAGUGCCCGCGACUGCUCGCAGGAACGACCCAGUUCUAGACGUUCUGGACAUUCCCGUGCCCGAUUACCCUCCGCCAUCCUUUCAGGAAGCCAUAUCUGCCUCCCUGCCCUUCACCCUGCCCUCACCAUCCGAUACUACCACAAAUACGUCCAAUUUUACCCCUCCAUCUAGUGUUCCAUCCUCUCCAACUGCUGCCUCGCUAAGAAAUGUUCAAUUUCCUACUGGGGACCAUUCCAUUGCUGCACAGGAUCCACAGAACCCCUCUUUUCAUUGCCUUCCAACGGGCUCUACGGAUUCGGGAACAGAGUCAGAUGGAUCCAGUUCUGUUGAGCUGGUCAACAUGGAGCCAUUGCAGUACGGGUGGGACACUGAUCGUAGUAUGGGCGUGAAUCUACAACAGCGUGUUGAGCGAGAGCUUAUUCGACAGCAAGCCGUGGAACAUCUUAGAGCACCCAGUAUCCCUCGAACCCCGAAGUCCUCUAUCCCCUACUCUGUGUCUAGCACCCACCAUUCUCGCCGCUGUUCUCAAUGUGGCUCGAUGACGCCUUUGAGAUCCGAUGGCGCGCAGAGCCCGAUUGAUAGUGACGAUGAAAGAGCUGAAGAUCCGUUCGACGAUUGUGUGGGUCCAUUCACUGGCGAAAAGGCUAAUCGUCGUCAUAAGCUGCUCGACGCUUGUUCUGCGCCGUCUUCUCCCUCCUCCGCUAGUCCUACAUUCAGCAACAUGACCGCCCCUUGGGCGAGCAGCGUCACGCUCUCUCUCAGCAGUGUUUUCUCGUCGUCUCAUAAAUCAAGUCCCUUAGCACCGUCAUCGUCCGCAACUCUUAAGCACAAGGAAAGCACCGGCCUCCGGAAGCUCUUCUUGUCUAAAGGUAAAGAGCGGUCUCCACCCCCUUCUCAGGAACAGGCCGAAGAUCUUGAUUCGUGGGAAGUUGUGGGGACUGAUGUAACUACCUCGGAGCCUAGUGCAUCGUUUUCUCCGGACGCCAGAGCCAGUUCGGAGCGGGAGAGAUCCUCUCCUCCAUUUCCUGCAAUUGUCAGUCGGGCAGUAGGACGAUCUCCACAGAGGCAGGUGUCACCUUAUCCUGUUAACUCCUCACCCCUUCCGCCUGUUGUUCUACCUGAGAAGUCGCCUCUGCGGUUCCCGGAUGAACGAACCCGGAGAGUCAGACGGCCACCACCACCCCCUCCCCCGACAAGAGGAACUGCUCCAUGCAAUCGACAACCUCCGUCGAGACAAAAGGGAGAAAGAUUGCAUAGCAAUGCUCAGCCCAGUGAUUUACCAGCCCAAAGCGCAUUCAUCGCGUCGCCAAUCGCCGUCCCAGUCCAUUCGCGAGGUGCCUCACCACCUGUAUCUUCUGUCGCCGGACAGGCAGUUGACGCAUCGGCAGCUAGUAACCCAAUACCUUCCCACCCUUCCGGUUCAUCCCCACUUACAUCUCCAAUGACUGCAGAACGUGACCUGAGAGUCUCCCAAGAUAUGUUACGACCCCCAAACCGUAAUACGAUGCCAAGGAGGCCUAGCCCACUGUCCUGCGAAGCCAACCUUCCCGUGUCGCCGAUCGAGCCAGCACCCACAAUUACUCCGUCCACACCGACCACUCCUUCUGGUCAUCAUUAUGCAGGAAGACCACUCCCCAGGCCACCUAAUUCCCCGUCUCCUUCUGUUGGAACUCUGGCAGUUCCCGAAAGCCCCCUUCCUCCCGUCGAACAGCACGAUAGCAGUGAAAAUGCUGCCGCAAGUUCCUCACACCCACCCACUCUAAACACGCACGAUCAAUCCGCUCAAUUGACUGACUUGGAUGUCGUAGUCUCGCGACUAGAUAAUCAAGGAUCCGACGGUCAAAAUUAUGAGGAUUUGUUGUUGAUAUCCGACAUCAUCGGCUCGGCCAAUGCUGAUCCGCUAUCCCCACUCUGCAGACCGACUUCUCCCAAUACCCACCCGUUCGUCGGACGCAUUGAAAUUGAGCGUCGUCGCGUUCUGAAGGACGGCCGUGUAAAGAUCAGGCUAUCUCUGCUUGGCGUAACAGUGGAUAAGUGUGGUAUCUGCCUCUCUCAAUUCAGGGCCGAGGACAUGGCAGCUCUUGGACCUGUUUGUCAGCAUUCGUAA
This is a messenger RNA of Fibroporia radiculosa, 2415 nucleotides long. RefSeq lists its product as uncharacterized. The transcript is spliced from 3 exons. NCBI's taxonomy places the organism in Eukaryota, Fungi, Basidiomycota, Agaricomycetes, Polyporales, Fibroporiaceae. The coding region runs from base 1 to 2415 and encodes 804 amino acids. The record is from RefSeq and is a predicted model, not a curated record.